Messenger RNA from Penicillium angulare, 1551 nucleotides. Its product is annotated as cytochrome P450. Lineage: Eukaryota; Fungi; Ascomycota; Eurotiomycetes; Eurotiales; Aspergillaceae. Gene Ontology annotation, molecular function: iron ion binding; monooxygenase activity; oxidoreductase activity, acting on paired donors, with incorporation or reduction of molecular oxygen. The record is from RefSeq and is a predicted model, not a curated record. The transcript is spliced from 4 exons. The coding region runs from base 1 to 1551 and encodes 516 amino acids.
AUGGCGCUUCAAACAAUUGCUGUGGCCGUUGUGACGGUCGUGUACUUCCUCAUUCGCUAUUUCAAUCGGACUGACGUCCCCAAAAUCAAGGGUAUCCCAGAAAUCCCGGGUGUGCCUAUCUUUGGAAACCUAUUGCAAUUGGGCCAACAGCAUGCCACGGUGACGGCCAAAUGGGCGAAGAAAUUUGGGCCAGUUUUCCAAGUGCGCAUGGGCAACAAGCGAAUUGUGUUCGCGAAUAGUUUCGAUUCCGUUCGUCAGCUAUGGAUCAAAGAUCAAUCAGCUCUGAUUUCCCGCCCGAUGUUCCAUACAUUCCACAGUGUGGUCUCUACCUCGCAGGGAUUCACAAUUGGUACAUCACCUUGGGACGAAUCCUGUAAGCGACGACGUAAGGCUGCAGCUACAGCUCUCAACCGCCCUGCAACACAGUCUUAUAUGCCGAUCAUCGAUCUCGAAGCCAACUCCAGCAUCAAGGAACUGUACCGGGAUAGCAAAAACGGAACAUGCGACAUCAACCCCACUGCAUACUUCCAGCGCUAUGCAUUGAACACCAGUUUGACCCUCAACUAUGGAUUCCGCAUCGAAGGAAACGUGGAUGAUAACCUACUGAAAGAAAUUUGUGAUGUUGAGCGUGGUGUUUCGAACUUUCGCAGUACCUCAAACAACUGGCAAGACUAUAUCCCCUUGCUACGGAUCUUCCCUAAGAUGAACAACGAAGCUCAGGAAUUCCGUGCUCGUCGAGACAAGUACCUGACAUACCUAUUGGACAUGCUGAAGGCCCGUAUUGCCAAGGGUACAGAUACGCCUUGUAUCACCGGAAACAUCAUCAAGGAUCCUGAAGCUAAAUUGAACGAUGCUGAAAUUAAAUCUAUCUGCUUGACCAUGGUCUCUGCGGGUCUAGACACCGUACCUGGAAAUUUGAUCAUGGGUAUCGCAUAUCUCGCGUCAGAGGAUGGCCAAAGAAUUCAAAAGAGAGCAUACGAAGAAAUUAUGAGCGUAUAUCCCGAUGGCGACGCAUGGGAGAAAUGCUUGAUUGAGGAGAAGGUGCCUUAUGUCACAGCGCUCGUCAAGGAAGUCCUGCGAUUCUGGACUGUCAUUCCGAUCUGUCUGCCUCGAGUAUCUACCAAGGAUAUCACCUGGAAUGGCUCAACAAUCCCCGCUGGUACAACAUUCUUCAUGAAUGCCUAUGCUGCCGACUACGACGAGGACCACUUCAAGGAGGCCCACAAGUUCAUCCCCGAGCGUUACCUUGACCUUGGGGAGGCCUCAGGUACCCCCCACUAUGGAUACGGAGCUGGAUCCCGAAUGUGCGCUGGCUCACACCUGGCAAACCGAGAGCUCUUCACAGCUUUCCUUCGCUUGAUCACCGCGUUUGAGAUGAAGCCCGCUAAAGAGGCCAGCGAUCGCCCUAUUUUGGAUGCUAUUGACUGCAAUGCCAUCCCCACUGCUUUGACUACAGAGCCUAAGCCAUUUAAGGUUGGUUUCAUUGCACGUGAUCCUAAGAAACUGGAGCAAUGGAUCGCGGAGAGUGAUGAGCGGACCAAGGACCUGUAG